AUGAAAAUUGACGAGUCUGUGGGGCCUACCCUCAGCCUUUUUAUUCCGUGCAACGGCAGUGCGGAGUCUUCUCAGACCUUCGCGGCGACAGCAACGCCCACGAACAACGGCUGUGGCGCACACGCCUUGGCGACGGGGCGGUUGAUGGAUCUCAGUGCCACGUUCACCUCGCAGUACUCCUACGGCACGUCGCGCUACCUGAAGGAGGUCCAGCGGCGGCGGGAGGAUGUCCCCGCGCUGCGGGUGCUGCCCAAGACGCACCUGCUCGCACAACUGGUGCUGCUGGAGCAAACAGGGCGGGAGUUGUCGACGCAGCAGGAGAAGUUGGGCCGCCAUCUGAUUGCGCAGAAGCGCGAGGAGGAGCGUCUGAAGAGGGAGGAGCAGCGAGUGCAGCAUAAGAACCGCGAACGGUUUGAUGAGCUGAAGAAGAAGCAGGCGGCCGAACUAGCUGCCUUGAAGGAGAGCGUUAGCAGCUUCCAGAGGCAGAUUGACGCGGAAGUGAAGGAAAAGUUGCGUGUUGUCUGCAUGCUUCAGCCCCGCAUGAGUGUGGCGGCCACCGUUCUCGCCGAGGUAAAGAAUGAGGGGUCUCCCUGUUUGCUCCUUGCGGAGAUGAUGGAGGAGGAAAGGCGCCUGUCAAAGGCACUCAAGGUGGAGAGCCGGCACAGCAAGGGCUCCGCUGACAGUGGGGCCCUGCCGCAAUGGAUGCACAUCUGCGUCGCCGGUUCCUUCAACGUGGCAGCCAUUCUACAGGACGUCCCCUACCGUGCUACGGUGGAGGAUGCAAUCAGGGUCACCAAUACCUCUCUGCGUAAGCUGGUUGUCGUGCGUCAUCUCUAUGACAAGCAAGUCGUGGCAUGGGUGCAUGUCCGCGCAGGGUCCGACCCCGCGGCACUGGCUGCGGAGUUGGCGCGGCUGCCCGCCCCGGUAGGGUUGCCAGCCAAAAUGAACUGCGGCGUUGUGUGGCCCAAGGAGGACAUUGCUGAGUUGACUCGCAAGACAAAGGCGGCCACCGACGUGGAGUUGCAGCAGCAGCUGCGUCCAGUCGUUGACGUGUCAGGAGCUUCUUUCAGCUGCGCCGGCCUCACGACGCAUGAGUUUACGAAGAGGGACGUGGACGUCAUUGGCUCACUGGCGUCUGCCUGA
Trypanosoma rangeli is the source of this 1143-nucleotide messenger RNA. RefSeq lists its product as uncharacterized. Bases 1 to 1143 code for a protein of 380 amino acids. NCBI's taxonomy places the organism in Eukaryota, Euglenozoa, Kinetoplastea, Trypanosomatida, Trypanosomatidae. The record is from RefSeq and is a predicted model, not a curated record. The transcript has a single exon.